Molecule: messenger RNA, 2687 nt
Organism: Panicum virgatum (switchgrass)
Lineage: Eukaryota; Viridiplantae; Streptophyta; Magnoliopsida; Poales; Poaceae
Exons: 4
Coding region: 1262-2545 (427 amino acids)
Biological process (GO): regulation of flower development
Cellular component (GO): nucleus
Molecular function (GO): protein binding
Source: RefSeq, a predicted model, not a curated record
AAAAAAAAAUCCACUUUCUACCUACAAAGGGUAAAAGAAAAUAAAACAAUGUCUCGGUCAAAACCGAGCUAGGAGUAAGGGAAACUAAUCUUGGAUAGGCAAAGAGAUGGUUAAGUAGUUGCUCAUGAGCUAUAUUACAACACAUAGCAUGCACAAAAAUAGUUAAUUUCCCAUCGAUGUUUUUGCUGAAAGAUCACGUAAAUUAAGAUUUUGACAAUAAUGACAUAUCUGUAAACCCUUCUCCUAAAUAAGCAAGUAGUACUGUUUGCUUGUUGAAUCCAAAGUUCUUGCCGUCUCUUAUGGGCUAUAAAUAGCCUGUAAACUUUCUGUUGUUCGUAUUCUCUGCAUUAUAAAUAGAAGUUGUUGCCAUUUGCAUGAUCUAUGAGUUUUCAUAUCCUUUAUUGUCUUCCAUCCUCUCCAAUCUGAUCACCCUCCGUCAACAACAGCAAAAGGGAGAAGAGAAAUUAUUCGCCCUAGCGGUUCUGGAGUCGGAGAUCCACCAUGCUUGACGAUGACCAUCCCUUCGCCGUAAAUCUCUUGGACUAACAUUAGGCUCAAUUCAAUGUGUUCCCUGGCAUUGUUUGAGAGUUUCAGAGCCUCUGGGAAAGGUGUUUUCAGGCCUUUCUUCAACGGUUUUUCGGUCAGUGCAUGGCUUGAUGCAUGCAUGACCCUCCACUCCCCUUGUCGCCCAUGCUUGUUCUUGAUCAGGAAUCCAUUGGAUCGGCAGUGGCCAUGCAUGCUUUGAUCUUGCAAGACCAAUGGGCAUGGGGUGCAAUAAUUGUUUGGUGCCUAUCCAAGAAAAGCAAGAAAGACGCAAGAUCAGGAAGAAAUCUUUUGAGCUUUUGGACCCCCCCUGCGGUACCAAGAGAAUAUAUACCCCGACUUGAUUGUUUUAGCUUGUUGGUAUGGAUGAACUUUAUAUCCAUUUCGCCGGGAAUUUUGAUUAUUGGGACAUUUCUUUUGCUUAAAUUCCCUAAUCCUAAUAGUACCCUUAUACUGUUUGCCAUCCCCAGAGAGAUGGCAAAUAGAACAUUACUGUUGCACAUACAACUGUGCGGCAUUUGAUUCCCUGGAAAGAAAAGACUAUAAAAGAAUCACAGUAAUAUUUUCACAACACGGAGUCGUUAGUACUUAGCAGUUUGCAAUUUCAAUCUCUAAUCGUUCAAAUCUUUUGUGUUCUUGAAAAAAAAUCUCAGUUUAGCAUUUGCAUGACGAUUAGUAUUUGUACACAACAGGUUUGCAAUACACAGUUGUUCUAUUGAUGAUAAAAAAUGAAGCUUGGUCUGAAAUGGAUGUUGCUGCAAGUUCUUGGUUGACCUCUGAAUUCUCGCAGGAUGACAUCUCGAGCCCCAUUGCGGCGCACAUCCUGGACUUCUGCGACGAUGGCAGCGGCGGGGACCUCUUCGCGGCCGUGAACGCGGCGUCGGACAUGUUCACGGCGUCCUCCGAGGACGCCUCGUCGUCGUCCGUGACGACGCCUCCCGCGCCCUGCAGCCACGGCGACAACGUGUCGUCGGGCGCCACGGCGGCCUUCUCCCCCAUGCCGUCCCUGGACUCCACCCUGUCGGCGCUCCUCGAGGAAGACGAUCCACCAGUUCCCGACACCGAACUCCUCCCCAUCGAUUAUCAGUUCGCGGCAGCGGUGGCCGGGGAUGAGCCACCCCAGCCGGAGCAGCAGUUUGGCCAGGUUCCGGUGGCGCUCCCAAUGGCCUCCGCGGCGGAGCAACCGGCGGCUCUGCAGACGCAGAUGAGCAGCACGGCGUCGGAGCUCAUGCACCUCACCUCCUCCGGGUACAGCGACGAGUGCUUCGCGGCGGCGAUGGCCGGCGGAGGGUACGUGGGCCUGGAAGAGGCUUUGUGCCAGCAGCAGCAGCCGCCGCCGCAGCCCGGCGCGUUGCUCCCCGCCGGCGUCAUGGAAACCGCCGCGCAGGGGUGCUUCUUCGGCAAGGACGCGGCGGCGCAAGGUGGCUUCUUCGGGACUGGCUGCACCGGCAUGGGGACGUCCAUGAUGGGGAUGGAGGAGAUCGGCGAGUACCAGCGGAUGAUGGAGACCGCGAGCGCCGCGCUGGCCGCCACGCGCAGCCCCGACGCGGACUCCGCCGCCGCGGCGCAGAUGGCGUUCGCUGGCAACGCCGGGGAAAUGCAGAUGGGCGGCGGCAUGAGCCCGGGGCGGCUGCCGGCAGCCGCGGCGGCGACGGAGGCGUCGAGCCUGGAGGACGCGAGCUUCAAGACCGCAAAAAUCAGCGUGGAGGAGAGACGGGAGAAGAUCCACAGGUACAUCAAGAAGCGGAACGAGCGCAACUUCAGCAAGAAGAUCAAGUACGCCUGCAGGAAGACCCUGGCGGACAGCAGGCCUCGCGUGCGCGGCAGAUUCGCCAAGAACGACGACUACGGCGAGCCGUCGAGGGCGCUUCAGAACCACGACGAGUAUGACCAGAUUGCGGGCAUGAAGGAGGAAGACAUGCUCGACACCGACGCCCUGCAGGCGCACCUCAGCGGGAUGAAUUCCUACAUGUACAACCACACGGUCGAGUCCUGGAUGUAGUGCAAGCGAGACAUGGCUAACGUUUCCCGUUUCUGUUUCCAAAUUUUGUGCAGAAUUCAACAGUAUUUUUGUUAUUUGGUCCCAUGGAAUAAUUUAUACUUUAUAGGUUUAUAAAGUGCAGGGCGAAGCUUGAGUUGCUAUA